AUGUCACCUUUUACACUGGGUACCAGAAAUCUUCUUGAGAGGCAGCUAUACCAAUUCCUGAGCGCCACGUACAAGACAUUGCCUAACCACCUUCUAUUUUCCUCAUUGCGGCUUGGCGGGAAUGGUCACCGUCUAUCUUCUGAGAAAUCCACGCCACAAGUUUGCAUGAAAAACAGACCCUUUCAACUUCGAAAAAGAUGGCUAUCGUUCUCAUCAUCUCUCGCCAUGAUCGGUCUCCCGGACUCUAAACGUACUCCAUGGAUGGACUUUAAUUCAAACCCAGCCGAUGUGAUCGAGAAGCACAUGCUCAAUCGGGGCUGCAGGAUCUGGGGCCUAGUCAUCUACCGUUGCACCUAUAAAAGUGACGCCGAUUGGGAGGAACUCAUGUCUCGUCUUCUCUAUAAAGUAAGAAGUCCACUGGAGGAAUAUUACGAUGGCCUGGAUAUACUCGAUUCCUUUAGACCGACUGUGAUGGACGAUAGGACGCGGUUCGAUGGGGCAACGCCGGACAAUAUACGGGAUCAUUUCAACGAGUGGGCGCCUAUGGCGUCUGAAACCGAGCAAGGGAUUUCAUCUACGGAUUUCGGGUAUGACUUCAUAGCACGGUACAGAUUCUGCAUCAUGGUGGACGAGGAGGCCUUGCGCUCUGUUCUGGCUAUUCCACGCCAAGAUCUGGAUGGCGAUAACAGGACCGGCUUUGUGAUGCUCGUGAAUAGCAGGCACUUCAAAGAGCGAGCUAGUAUAGAGGAAUCCAAUGAAAAGAUAGAGGAUGAUGAUUGUGAGCCAUUGUAUGGCUGUACGUGGGAGGAUGUCGGCUGGAUGAAGGUUUGGAAGUUGAACCGAAUUAAAUCAAACAUCACGUGCUGUCAGUAUGUCCAAAUUCACAGCAUUCAAGCCCCUGCAAAGGCACAAGAUUCCAAUCGUAAUGCACUUAGGUUGCGCAUUGCUUAUUGA
Aspergillus uvarum CBS 121591 is the source of this 954-nucleotide messenger RNA. RefSeq lists its product as uncharacterized. The record is from RefSeq and is a predicted model, not a curated record. The transcript has 2 exons. Bases 1 to 954 code for a protein of 317 amino acids. Lineage: Eukaryota; Fungi; Ascomycota; Eurotiomycetes; Eurotiales; Aspergillaceae.